Molecule: messenger RNA, 3673 nt
Organism: Trichechus manatus latirostris (Florida manatee)
Lineage: Eukaryota; Metazoa; Chordata; Mammalia; Sirenia; Trichechidae
Gene: ASB3
Product: ankyrin repeat and SOCS box containing 3
Exons: 9
Coding region: 296-2005 (569 amino acids)
Biological process (GO): regulation of cardiac muscle contraction; protein localization to T-tubule; intracellular signal transduction
Cellular component (GO): T-tubule
Molecular function (GO): protein binding
Source: RefSeq, a predicted model, not a curated record
UAUCACUUAACCACUGCACCACCAGGGGCUCAAUGUCUGCCUUAGGGAGCGUGCAUAUGGCUUAAUUAAAGGAGUUUGGCUCUCUUGUGAGCAGAGCUCCAGCAAGUGCAUUGUAAUGGGGAGUGAACAGAAGAAGCCUGCAGGAAGGAGCCCCUCAGCGUUCCCAGAGGAGGAAAGAAAGACUCUUAAAACUCCCUUGAUAUCUUUAAUUUGAAAAUCCCAAGGCAUCCUAGUUCUCCAGAGAGAGAGAGAGAGAAGGAGACUUCCUGGCUGAGGCUGUCGCAGAAGCUGCAGCAUGGCGGGCCGCCUUCUGCAUUGUGGGCUGUUCCUGGCAGUCACGGGAGAGGUGGUGGAGAGGCCCACUGUCACUGCUGAUCUCCAGGAGUGCAGUGCUGUUUUACUGACUGUGGUCUUUUCUUCUAGACCCAUCGGAAGAAUGGAUUUUAGAGAGGCUUACUCUAACACAUGCUCUGCGGUUGGACUUGCCGCCAGGGAAGGAAACGUCAAAGUCUUAAGAAAACUGCUCAAAAAGGGACGUAGUGUUGAUGUCGCUGAUAACAGGGGAUGGAUGCCCAUCCACGAAGCAGCUUAUCACAACUCCGCAGAGUGCUUGCGGAUGUUAAUUCAUGCAGAUUCAUCUGAAAACUACAUUAAGACAAAGACUUUUGAAGGCUUUUGUGCGUUACAUCUCGCUGCAAGUCAAGGACACUGGAAGAUCAUACAGGUUCUUCUAGAAGCUGGGGCAGAUCCUAAUGCAACUACUCUAGAGGAAACCACGCCACUGUUUUUAGCUGUUGAAAAUGGACAGAUAGAUGUGUUAAAGCUGUUGAUUCAGCACGGAGCAAAUGUUAAUGGAUCCCAUUCUAUGUGUGGAUGGAACUCCUUGCACCAGGCCUCUUUUCAGGAAAAUGCUGAGGUCAUAAAAUUGCUUCUUCAAAAAGGAGCAAACCCGGAGUGCCAGGAUGACUUUGGAAUCACACCUUUGUUUGUGGCUGCUCAGUAUGGCAAGCUAGAAAGCUUGACCGAACUGAUUUCAUCAGGUGCAAAUGUCAAUUGUCAAGCGUUGGACAAAGCGACUCCUUUGUUCAUUGCUGCUCAAGAGGGUCACACAAAAUGUGUGGAGCUUUUGCUGUCCAGCGGGGCAGAUCCUGACCUUUACUGUAAUGAGGACAAUUGGCAGUUACCCAUUCACGCAGCUGCACAAAUGGGCCAUGCCAAAGUCUUGGAAUUGUUAAUACCAUUUACUAACCGGGCCUGUGACACUGGGCCAGACAAAGUGAGCCCUGUUUACUCAGCGGUCUUCGGAGGGCAUGAAGAUUGCCUAGAAAUACUACUCCAGAAUGGCUACAGCCCAGAUGCCCAGAAGUGUCUGGUCUUUGGCUUCAAUUCUCCCAUGUGUAUGGCUUUCCAAAAGGACUGUGAGUUCCUUGGUAUUGUGAAUAUGCUUUUGAAAUACGGAGCCCAGCUUAAUGAACUUCAUUUGGCCUACUGCCUGAAGUACGAGAAGCUGUCAGUCUUUCGCUACUUUUUGAAGAAAGGUUGUCCGUUGGCAUCAUGGAGCCAUAUAUCUGAAUUUAUCAGUCAUGCAAUUAAAGCACAAGCAAGAUACAAGGAGUGGUUGCCACAUCUCCUGCUUGCGGGAUUUGACCCACUGAAUCUGCUAUGCAGCUCUUGGAUCGACUCCGUCAGUGAUGAGAUCCUUGUCUUCACUUUGGAGUUUACUAAUUGGAAGAGACUUCCACCAACUGUUGAAAAGACGCUCUCUGUUCAUGCCUCAAGUUCCUCGUGGCUUUUGCAGCAACAUCUUGCCUCUAUUCCAUCCUUGACCCACCUUUGUCGUCUGGAAAUUCGGUCCAGUCUAAAACCAGAACACCUGCGAUCUGAUCGUUUUAUCUGUCAGUUGCCACUUCCCAGAAGCCUUCAUGAUUACUUGCUCUAUGCAGAGGUUCUGAGGAUGCAUGAGGUUCCAGAGCUGCCAGUUACUCAAGAUGGAGAAGCUCCUUAGCACGGCUCAUUUCUUAACUCUGAGAACUACCAAGACAAAAGAGCCGCGGAGUACGAGUUCUUCAUGAUUUCAUAGUAAAAAAAGACGAUUUUUGUUUGUAUGGCUGGUUAGAUCUUGGGGAGCAGGGGUUUAAUACAAAUGUUUACAAACUGGGUGUCCCAGUAAAACAAUAUUGUAAACCUCAUUACGUUGCUUUAUUGCAGUUUUAUUGCCAGUAGGUUUUAUGCUGUAAUAUUCCUUUGCCUGACCAUUUUCUGCUUUAUUCUCUUAAUGAAGCAUGAUGCUGCUUCUAGUGCUAACUGCGACACAUUUCCACCCGUGGCUGUGUUUACCUGGUGCUAGGAGGUCAGGAGGGAUCGCGUAAAACCUCACUGGAAGUGUACACAGCUGUAGGAUGAAUCUCUGUGAAGUACUGUGAUUAUUAUUAUUUGGAGUUGACUCUGUCUUAUGUUUAUAAAGGAACAAGUUUUCCUAUCUUGCCAGACUUGAUUCUCAUCUCUUCGUUAAUUCGGUCACUUACGAAGAGCUGGUGUUCAUUGACUUUUCACGUGUAAACUCAGGGAAAAAAAUUUUUUUUUAAAGAAUAUAAAAAAAUCAAUCCUUUGGCUGACUUUUUUUCACUUCCUUUAUACUCUCUUUGGCAAAAAAUAUUCCAUUUGUAGUCUGUAAAGGCAGGAACAGAUGUGAACUCAAAGACAUGCUCAGUUGGAAAAAAAAAUUAGGUCAGUAUUGACAGAAACAAUCAUUCUACCAUACUUAGAAUACUACAAAAUCAGGAGACUGUGGCGGGACGCCACAUUCCUAUGACACCAUCCUUAAAGAAAAACAGGUUUAUAUCCUAAGUUGCUUAUCAAAUUUAAGAUUCAAGCGCCAUUCAGCCCCAGAAUUGGAGGACAGCUUUGAUCCUAUGAAGCAGUGAUGGCUAGUGCUAUUAAUAUCAUAGCUUUCCCUUCUUAUUAUCCUGAUAGGUUAUCAAACAGUCCAGGAAAUAUAGACCAAAAUCCUAGGUUAGUGAGACACUGCCUUAUCAACUUCAUAUCGCUCAGUCUGAGUCUCGAGUCAGGAGGAAGGAAACACUGGAUCAAGUGAGAUGUGGAACAGACCAUAGGGACCAACCUGGAGAGAAAGGAUGCAAAAGGAUUACUGUCACGCUAGUCACCCAGAGAUGAGGGGUCUGAUGGAGGCAAGUCUUCUGUCCUUGUGUGAUUCUGUGGCUUAAAAUAGAUGGGAAUGGACCAGCCAGGUGCAGCUCUGAUAGGCCUUGGCCGUUUGACAAGAGCCGUGAUGAAGGUGGACCCAAUGAUGGGGCACUGUUAAGAUCCAAAGGGAUGCCUGAGCUCUUAGAUUAGAGCCAUAGUUGCUGGCUGUGGGUUGGAGAUGGAGUUUGAAUGUGGAUGUACAAGCAGAAGUAAGGUUAUAUAUGCAAAACCAGGUAGAAAUUCUGAUAACUAAAUUUAAAAAAAAAUUCAAAGACAAUGUUCCAAAAAUUAUAUUAUUGUCGUAAUCUUUAUUUUUCCAAACCUUAAGUCUCUGAUUUUUAACUUAAGACCAAUUUUUUUUUUUUUUGUUAGAGCCACAUGUACAUAGAAUGUAUAAAUUUGAGGGUGCCUAUUUUCCUGUGCUUUAUUCAUGUUCAAAUAUACAAUAAACUCAACUAUCUAGAACUUA